Molecule: messenger RNA, 1295 nt
Organism: Vigna unguiculata (cowpea)
Lineage: Eukaryota; Viridiplantae; Streptophyta; Magnoliopsida; Fabales; Fabaceae
Product: Putative AT-hook DNA-binding family protein
Biological process (GO): vegetative to reproductive phase transition of meristem
Cellular component (GO): nucleus
Molecular function (GO): DNA-binding transcription factor activity; minor groove of adenine-thymine-rich DNA binding
Source: RefSeq, a predicted model, not a curated record
AAGAUUGGGAAGUAAAGUGUAAUAAUUAUAUAUAUACAUGGCAAGAGAUAUCUGUUGGAGAAGGCAAUUGACAUGAGCCAAGUUAGUCAGAAUUAGGCAGAGUAAUGCAUAAAACAACAAUUUUUUGUUGGUUGGUAUUACUUAACUCCUUCCUAAAAAACAAUCAUUCUUUUGGGGUCCUAUAAAAUUUAUUCUCAUAAUUCAACUACUUAAGCUUUUCUAUGAAGCAGAAGAGAGCGAUUUCCUCUUUGUUACUUCACAUUUGCCUCAAAGUGUCUUCUGUUUGGUGAAAUGGAUAGAAAGCAGGAACAAGACAAGGGGAACUCAAACAUGUCUGCCAUUGAUGUUACUGUAAUAACUCCGAAAGUCCCAAAAGCAGUUUCACCUGUUUCUUCUGCAGCAGAGGGUGACACCUUAAGGAGGCCACGUGGCAGGCCAGCCGGCUCAAAAAACAAGCCUAAGCCACCAAUAAUUGUGACCAGAGACAGUGCCAAUGCACUGAAGGCUCAUGCCAUGGAAGUGAGCUCAGGCUGUGAUGUGAAUGAAAGUUUGUUGAACUUUGCAAGGAGAAAGCAACGUGGCCUUUAUAUACUCAAUGGAACAGGGUGUGUAACAAAUGUAACACUGCGCCAACCAGGUUCAUCUGGUGCCAUUGUGACCCUUCAUGGUAGGUUUGAGAUUCUGUCACUGCUGGGGUCAAUUCUUCCACCACCAGCCCCUCCAGGGAUCACAGGCCUCACAAUUUACUUGGCAGGUGCUCAAGGGCAAGUUGUGGGAGGUGCUGUGGUUGGUGCUUUGAUUGCUUCAGGGCCUCUUGUGAUCAUGGCUGCAUCAUUCAUGCAUGCUACUUUCGAUCGUCUUCCUUUGGAAGAUGAUGAACUUUCUGCUGCAAUGCAGAAUCAGCAUUACCAAAAUGGACGCACCCACCAUCUUGACAUCUCUGACUUGUAUGCAAUGCCACAGAACCUCCUCAUGAAUGGAACAAUGCCCCCAGAGAUAUACUCUUGGGCACCAGGGCGGAACUUGUCAAAAACCUGAAACUUACCACAUUCUUGGUCAGUUGUUGUUGUCCUUGUCUUACAUCCAUACAAUGCACUGUAGUGUAGCUAUUAUAUUUUCAGGUUCUUGUACAAGCAAGGGGUCUUCUAAGGUUGAUGCUGCUUAACAAGAUCAUAUAUGCUUAAUGCUUCUUCUACUGUAUUAACAAUACAAUUAUUUUAGCAGAUUAAUCAGUGUUAUGAUUUUCAAUACAAUAAGAUCUAAUUUUCAGAGUUAAUACUGUUUAGUGCUGAAUU